Manihot esculenta (cassava) is the source of this 1650-nucleotide messenger RNA. RefSeq lists its product as uncharacterized. The coding region runs from base 1 to 1650 and encodes 549 amino acids. The transcript is spliced from 4 exons. Lineage: Eukaryota; Viridiplantae; Streptophyta; Magnoliopsida; Malpighiales; Euphorbiaceae. The record is from RefSeq and is a predicted model, not a curated record.
AUGAACCGUAUUACUAAAUUAAAGGAGUCCUCGGUUACCUGGAUUGAGGAUGAGCAGGAAAUUAAAAAUCAUGUUCUGCAUUAUUUUCAGUCUAUUUUUUAUGGCGGUUCUAUGGAUUGUGAACAGGUUUUUGAGUUGGUGCUGCUCUUGAUUAGUGAUGCCGAUAAUGCUGAUCUUUGUGCUCCCUUUUCUAAUGAAGAAUUUAGAGCUACUCUUUUUCAGAUGCAUCCAGACAAUGCACUUGGGCCGGAUGGGUUAAAUCCUGUAUUUUACCAGAGAUUUUGGCACUUGAUUGGCAAUGAUGUUUCCGAUGGUUGUCGCCUAUGGCUUCAACAAUGUAUUUUUCCUUCUCUUUCUGAAACAUUGAUUGUUUUGAUCCCUAAAAUGGAUAGUCCUGAAACUGUUAAAAACUUUCGUCCAAUUGCGUUAUGUAAUGUGUUAUAUAAGAUUGUGGCUAAAGUUUUAGCGAAUAAAUUUAAAAGGGUCCUUCUUAUGAUUAUCUCUAAGAAUCAGUCUGCCUUUAUCCCUCAUCGGUUGAUUACCGAUAAUAUUAUAGUUGCGUUUGAAAUGAUUCACAAUAUGAAAAUUAAUAAGGGUAGAAAUUAUGGUAAUUGUGCACUUAAAAUUGAUAUUUCUAAGGCUUAUGAUAUGGUAGAGUGGGAGUUUCUAAAAGGCAUGCUGGAACGAUUUGGUUUUUCUACUCAAUGGAUUAGAGGUCUUCGACAGGGGAUCCUAUUUCUCCGUAUCUCUAUUUGGUGUGUGCGGAAGGCUUAUCGUUACUACUUAAAGAUGCUGAAUCUAGGGGCUGGUUGCAAGGCUGUAGGGCAGGUACUGAAUGAAGCAGAUAAUAUUAAAUCUAUUCUCAAUACCUAUGCGGCUGCUUUUGGACAAGUGGUGAACUUUAACAAAUCUAGCAUUUUCUUCAGUCCCAAUAUAGUCUCCUCUGUAAGGUCUAAUAUCAGUAAUAUCCUGGAUGUUCAUUCACCAUUGAGAGUGUUUAAAGCAAAGUACUUUCCAAAUGGUGAUUUAUUUUCCGUCAAUGUAAGUAAUGGUGCUAACUUUGUUUGGAAAAGUGUGAUGGCAUCAAGGGAGUUGAUUCGAAGGGUUACAAGGUGGAGAGUGGAUAAUGGAGAGAAGGUUUUAGUGGCUUCAGCUCCUUGGAUUUCUAAGGAGGAUAUUUUUUUUGCAGAUGAUGGCCCCGAUUUUAUUGAACCACAUUUGUGUGUUUGUGAUCUUUUUGAAGGUAAUGGGAGGGUUUGGAACAUUGCUUUUUUAAUGAAGCUUUUUUCUCCAAGAGAUUUCAGGGCUAUUAUUAGUAUUCCUAUUAGUAUUACCAAUAAGGAAGAUUCCUUCUUGUGGCACUUUGAUAAAAGAGGUGUGUAUACGGUGAAGUCCGCAUACUUUAUGUAUAUGGACUUGCUAGGAAGAUCAUCUUUUAAUGUGGGGGGUGAGUUAUGGACUAGUUUAUGGAAUGUUUCGGUUCCUCCAAAAGUGAAGAAUUUCUGUUGGAGAGUUUGUAGAAAUAUAUUGCCUACAAAGGAUAAUUUAAGGCAAAAGGGGUGGAUGCUAGAUGUUCUUGGUGCCAUGAAGAUGAAAGUGUCAAUCAUAUUUUGUUGCAUUGUCAUGUGUCCAAGAAAGUUUGGAGGUUAG